Girardinichthys multiradiatus is the source of this 1190-nucleotide messenger RNA. Its product is annotated as dual specificity protein phosphatase 19-like. The coding region runs from base 263 to 985 and encodes 240 amino acids. Gene Ontology annotation, molecular function: JUN kinase phosphatase activity. Gene Ontology annotation, biological process: protein dephosphorylation; regulation of MAP kinase activity. The transcript has 6 exons. Lineage: Eukaryota; Metazoa; Chordata; Actinopteri; Cyprinodontiformes; Goodeidae. The record is from RefSeq and is a predicted model, not a curated record. Gene Ontology annotation, cellular component: cytoplasm.
UUCAUUAGUGUAGAAAGCUAAAUGUUGCUAGCUGCAAGUUCGGCCAAAGAAAAGCAGCCAGGUUAGGCAUUUUCAAUCUCCCAGGUAAGAACUGUCAGACGGACAGAGGGAGCAUCUGUAUCUCGGUGUUUUGGUGCUACGUAGUCGGGGUCUCAGUGGAGCAGAGACGACGCCCCGACUGCUGGAACAACCAGGAGCCGCCGCCAUUACCAGCCGACGCCAGCUAGCUGUUAGCACCAGCGAAGGCCUGAAGCCAGGUGUGAUGCAUUCGCUUGCUCAGGAAAUCCAGGGCUUCUCCAAAAACCACCUGAAGAAGCAGUCCACCCGUGUGACCACAAUGACCGGCAAGAAGUUGCUGGAAAAGAGGAGUGAUGGAGCAGAAGGAAAGGUGGAGCAGGUUGAGGAGCUGGAGGAGGAGAGUGGAUGGGGAUUUGUAGAAGAUACCAGCCUUGAUCUUCAAGUUGGUGUUGUCAGACCCUUCCUGCUGCUAGUGGCACCAACAUCUCCUAUCAACUGUCAAGUACGGUGGUGGAGGGGGGAUGAUUUGGGCAUCUUGCAGUCGCUGAUUCAACCAUGUGUACCAAAGUAUUCUAGAGUCAAAUCUUCUCAGGAUGCUGCCCACGACAUCGACACCCUGCAGAGAUUUAAGGUGUCCCAUGUGCUAAAUGUGGCCUAUGGAGUCACCAACUUGUUCCCAGAUCAGAUGGUCUACAAGACGUUUCAGAUCCUGGACCUGCCAGAAACCGACAUCACGGCACAUCUGGAGGAAUGCAGCUCCUUCAUAGAUCAGGCUAGAGAGCAGGACGGUGUGGUGAUGGUCCACUGUAAUGCUGGUGUGUCACGCUCCUCCUCCAUUGUGAUUGGUUACCUGAUGUUAAGGGAGGGCCUUUCAUUUGAUGAUGCAUACAAGCAGACGAAGCUGGCUAGGCCAUCAAUUCGACCAAACCCUGGCUUCUAUCAGCAGUUACAGAACUUCAAGACUUAAAAGACAACAAAACAGCUCCAUCUGUUCUAGCCUUUAAAAAAUUAUAGUCAUGCUUCUGAAUAGAAGGAUUUAAUGGUAUGUUGACACUAGAAACACUGUGGUAAUGCAAUUCUUUACUCCAUAAACUACAGUGGCUUGUAAAAGUAUUCAUACCCCUUGAACUUUUCCACAUAUGGACAAUAAAAACUAUGUCUUGUGAAUCUAA